Protopolystoma xenopodis is the source of this 237-nucleotide messenger RNA. Lineage: Eukaryota; Metazoa; Platyhelminthes; Monogenea; Polystomatidea; Polystomatidae. The record is from the annotation of a GenBank genome assembly.
AUGAACGAGUCAAGGCGCUUUGCUGCAAAAGCCUUCGUCUGUCUGCAUUUUCGUCUGUUCGUGCGUAUGCUUGUAUGUAUGUAUCUGUUGCGAGCCCUGUCUCUUGCCAACAGCAUGUCUCGUCUGCCCGACCCACCGACCCAGAGGGUUUCCGAGCCUCCUGACCUACCACUUGCCAACUUGGAGGCUGUCCGAUUAGUCCUACCUGAUCAUUUCUUUAUUUCUGUGAUAAGAUGA